AUGUACCUGCGUGGCAUGGCCCGUGCCCCGCGCCUGCUCCCCGCUGGGACCCCCUGGGGGCUGCUCCGGCGCUGCCUCCAGCACCGAGCUGUCAUCUUUGAGGCCCUGCUCCUGCCAUCCCCUCACAAGGUGGCCAUGGGCUGGGAGGCCCGGAAUUGUAUUCCAGCCGGCACAUUCCAGCAGGCUGUACUCUCUGGAGGGGAAAACAGUCCCACUCGGAAGUAUACCCGAGGAGAGCUGACAGCUGUGGAGUUUUUGCAGGAGUUGGGACAGCAGUGCUUUGAGAUUGCCAAUGUCUGUGUUCCAGUGGACUCAUUUAUUUCUGACUUAAUAAAAAAUGAGAUGAUAAAACAGCUCCCCAUGAUGGCAGAAGCUGUGCAGUGUAUCCGUGCAGAAGGUCUGAAGACAGCUCUUCUAAGGAACAACUUCUGUCUGCUGAAUGGAGGGAGCUUUCUGCCCCUGGAUCCAGAGCACUUUGAUGUGAUGAUUGAAUCCCAUCUGGAAGGGAUGCACAAGCCAGAUCCUGGGAUCUACCAGCUGUGCUUGGAACGCUUGGGUGUUCAGCCUCAGGAAUCCAUACUCCUCGACAACAGCAGCCAGAGCCUAAAAGCAGCAGCCCAGCUUGGCAUGAAAACGGUGCAGAUUGAUGAUCCAAAAGUAGCACUCCAAGAGCUGGAAACCUACCUGGGUUUCCCUUUGCAAGGGUUUGUUCCAUAUACUCGUUCAGUGAGACAAAGCACGGAAAUCCCAAAAGAUCGUCUGCAAAAGUACCUUGAAAAUCUUUUUGGUGACCAGGCAAGAGGCCCACUGGUGUUACGGCAGUUUGGCCACAGACCAUCUACCAGGACCUAUUCCAUCAAGUUUGGAGAUCACUUGUUGGUGCUGAAGAAGGAGCCCCCUGGCAACCUGUGUCCCUCAGGCCCGGCUGUUGGAAGGGAGUACAGGGUACUGAAGGCCCUCUCUGAGGCUGGUGUUCCUGUUCCCACUGUCCUUGCUCUCUGUGAGGACCAAAGCAUCCUUGGCACACCCUUCUACCUCAUGGAGCACUGUGCUGGCCGUGUCUACAGCGACGCCUCCCUCCCCGCGCUGCAGCCAGGCCAGAGAAGGGCUGCUUAUGCUGCCAUGAGCCAAGCCCUCUCCAAGAUCCACAGCACAGACUUCAGAGCAGCCAAGCUGGAGGACCUCGGGGGGCAUGGUAAUUACAUUCAGCAGCAGGUUGAGACCUGGACAAAGCAGUACCGAGCUGUGGAAACUCACACUAUCCCAGCCAUGGAGAGACUCAUGGAGUGGCUGCCUCUGCAUUUUCCUGAGUCUCAGAAGACAACGGUUGUGCAUGGGGAUUUCAGGAUGGACAACCUGGUCUUUCAUCCAGACAGGCCAGAAGUCCUUGCUGUCCUUGGCUGGAAGCUUUCAACUCUAGGAGAUCCCAUCUCUGAUUUGGCGAAUAACUGUAUGGCCUACUUCCUGCCACCUCACUUUAGUGCUCUGAGAGGCGUGAGGAAGUCUGAUCUGGGGCGCUUGGGAGUCCCCACGGCAGAGGAGUAUUCCCAGAUGUACUGGAGCCAGAUGGGAAUGGAGCAUCCUGAGAACUGGAAUUUCUACAUGGCCUUUGCCUUCUUCCGCCUGGCUGCGGCGCUGCGGGGGCUACGGACACGCUCUGCGGCAGGUGAAGGCAGCCGUGAGGAUGUAGAGUUUGUGGCCGACCUGGCUUGGGAGUUUGCCAUAAAAGAAGGAUUCCGUGUCUUUGACAGCCUCCCCACCAGGAAGCCUCUCACACGACGUUACAGCACCUGGUCCAGAUGCAGAGAGAGCCAGGACCAAAGCAGCAGGGCUGAUGAUGCCUGGACAGGCCAUGGAUCAAGAGCACCAGGAGCACAAGGGGUGCUGCAGAGGAACCUGGGGGUGGCUGUGCUGGUCCUCAACACCAGGACCAUGGGGCUGUAG
Chaetura pelagica (chimney swift) is the source of this 1944-nucleotide messenger RNA. It is a transcript of the gene ACAD10, whose product is annotated as acyl-CoA dehydrogenase family, member 10. Bases 1 to 1944 code for a protein of 647 amino acids. The transcript has 14 exons. NCBI's taxonomy places the organism in Eukaryota, Metazoa, Chordata, Aves, Apodiformes, Apodidae. The record is from RefSeq and is a predicted model, not a curated record.